CCCCUGGACUACAUGAACUUGUUUCCAAAAUUAUCAACCACGAAUGUCGUCGAGUUCGAAAUCCAAGAUAUUACCAUCCAGCCAUCGUAUACGCAGAACACGUUAGUCCACCUCCUAUGCUGCAAUACGGGCUACCAGGCCACGUCGUUUCUAGAUUGACUACCUACUUUAUUUAUGUAUGAAUACCGUUGACCAUGCGCAACUCGGCGCAUCUCCUAUUAUCGUAUCAGAAGAUAAUUCACAACGAGACUCGGCCGAACCCAAAACCAGAUCUAACGACAAUCUCCAAAGCUAUCCGACUAAUCCGACGAAUCCGAAGACACGAGACAUAGAUGCAUCGUCGUCGUCGUUACCGCCAUCGAGUACUCAGCAAGAUAUUGUGACCAAAUUAUUACAGUUUCUGUCCACAGCAACCCCUGGAACUAUUGCUGCCAUUACAACUGGACUUGCUGCGAUAACAUACUUUAUCCUCGGUCAGAUUGGUCUUCUGUUAAUUGGGGCUGUCGCUGGUAUAACGCUAUUUGCGACAUGGGAAUCUCAGCACCCAGAAGUGUCACGAGCAAUACGGGGUGAAAGGGGCUACGAUAUCUUAGACCGCAUCUUGGAAUCCACGCACACAAAGUCGGUCAUCCAGGCCGAACAAAAUGACGAGCAGAAUGAGCAAGCCCUGUCUGGAGCCUUUGAUGACUUUCAACCAGAGACGCGACAGGCACUGAAUGCUUUUGUCGAUGCGGUCAUCCGCGAUUAUGUCGAUUGGUGGUACGGCCCGAUCGUGCCAUCAGACAAGUCAUUCCCUCUCUCCUGUAGAAAGGUAUUGGUCAAGUUCGUAUUAUCUAUAUCGAACCAAUUGAGCCGCAAGCGCCCCGCUGAUGCCUUCGUCGACUUUCUCACACACUCGUGCUCUAUCAUCAUCGUUUUCUUAUCUGAAAUGGCAUCUGCUUACUCAGAACUCCCUUCCGAUACGAAUUUGACGGCGGCAGAUGCUAUAUAUAACUACCUUGCCUCAAAUACCGAAGCCCCAUUAUCAAACUUGCUCAACCAGAGACAACAAGCAGGGAAAUUCAAGAUUGUUGCCGAGGACUUACUCGGUUACCUGGAUAGGUCUGCGUAUGACUGUGAUCCCGCUAGGGUCUUUUUAAGAGAGAUACUCGCUAGUGUCGUUCUUGAGGGUACAUUGCAAACAUGUUCCAAGGCGGAAUGGAUAAAUGCUUGGAUAGUGUAUCUUCUCGAGUCCGGGGAGACAGACUUGUCGCAAGCUAUCGACGAUGCAAUCCAAGAUCAGAAGGCCUUUGGCGAUGUUGACGGUAAUGUUGGGAACAUCGGACUCUCCAGGGGCAACCGUAACUCCUACGAAAUGGAUCGGGCUCGUCGCAAAGAGUCCACCCAUAAGAAGCAGUUGUCUAAGGCCGACGAAGAGAUGGAGAGGGCUAUGGAAGAGAUGAAGAGACUCAAUGAGAUGAUUGCCGAAGCCGAUAAAGUGAAAGGAGCACCGAAUGGGAAUUCCGCAGAGAAGAAUGCUAAGGACCUUGGUUCGAAGAUCGGUGAGAAGCCGAGUAGAUCUUCCUUGGAGAAAUCUAAGGAAUCCGAUUCAGAUUCUAGAGUUGGAUUGAAAGGGCCAGCAUCGAGCAAAACCGGAGACAAGGAGAAAUUGCUCAAGUCUCCUAUCUCUCCUAGGUCACCCAUGGAUAACUCCAGCCAUAGUUCAUCGCCGGCCAACGGAGAAAGGGGACAGCCUCAUCGUCGUUUUACAAGUUUUGAUCAAAUAGUUCCUCCGGCAAGGGAAGAACCCGAAGAAGGCGAAUCACGCAACCCUCCGCCUCUGACACUUCACAAUGCCACAGUUACAAUUCACGACGACGCGGGCAAUGACAAGGGUCAACUUCGUUCCAAGCCAUCCUGGGAGUACCUCCUCCAGAUUGAGCCUGCAACUUCACACUACCCCGGAUGGAUGGUUAUGAAAACAUAUACCCAAUUUGAGGGCCUUCACGAGAGUUUGAGACGAAUUGCGACGAUCUCAGGCUCGACAGCUUUCCUCGAAGCUUUCGCUGCAUUCCCGAGUUGGAAAGUCCACACAAGAUCAUCAUUGCGUGGCGAGAUGGAAAGAUACAUGCGGACAGCUUGUGCUGAGAAGGCGCUGGCUGAGUCCGAAGCCUUCAAGCGUUUCCUUGACAAGGGCCAAGAAACCCGAGUGGCUAAUAAAGGUUUUUUCUUCGAGUCAGUAGGGAAAGGCAUGCUUGAUGUCAUCCAGAACGCACCCAAGGGUGCUUUGGACAGUGGAAAGGUUCUUGCUGGUGGAGUUACCGGUGUUUUCGGCAACAUCGGUCUGGGGCCGAGGAAGUCAACCAAUUCUUCCUUGAACGAGCAUCAGACCAAAGAUACUGUUAAAACACAAAGCCCCACCAGCAGCCGUCCGUUGUCGAUGUCAUCUCUUCCGAGGAUGGAUAGUACCUCAUCGGUGAAUGGAUCGGGAAAAUCCAGAGACAGUAUGGACAGCCAGAGAUCGUCCGUGAUUUCGGUUCAGCCGGGGAAAAUAGCUCCUAUGGAACGGCGUCCUAGUGUCCAGGUAGACGUGGAUCAAGACAGUCUUCACCCAGCAAGGGCUGACCGCUGGGAGCGGAGUCCAAUUAGUGCAACAAGUAGCAGAGUACAUAGCCGCGCCUCGAGCACUGCUGCGCUACGCUCUCCCCUACGAUCCCCGUCUGAACUAAGUUUCACAAACAUCAAGUUACCGCCUCCACCAGAUGAGAUCACAGAUGACUACGGCUCACCUUCAAGCACGCGUCUAAGCGUUGACGGGAAUUCAAGGCUUACCUCUGCUCCAUACAGCACCCCGCCGACUCGAUCGAUCGUUUCAAGUCUGCAAGAAAAACCAACACCGGGUAGUGGACAUGGAAAAAAACCGGGUAGGCAAUACGCGCCGCUCUCGGAGCAGGAGACUCGUGUAGCUGUGGAACUCCUUUUCGCUGUGAUCAACGAACUCUACACCCUAUCAUCGGCCUGGAACAUUCGGAGGACGCUUUUGACAGCGGCAAAAUCCUUCCUUCUACGACCGGGCAAUCCUUCGCUUAUAUCCAUUCAAUCCCUAGUUCAGGAGUCGGUCCUUGAGGCAAACACGUCGGAUACUGGCAUCGCUACGCAUUUGCGCAAACUAAGGGAAAAUUCUUUGCCUACAGAGGAUGAGCUCAAGGGUUGGCCGAAGGAAAUGACCGCCGAAGAGAAGGAGGAGUUAAGGGUUAAAGCAAGGAAACUAUUCAUACAAAGCGUAGUCCCGGCCGCAUUGAUGGGGAUCAUGGGGCAGUCGGCCACAAGUGAGGCACUUGGCCGCAUCUUCGACUGCCUCCAGAUUGAAGAGGUCUCCAGAGGCCUCUUCUUCGGGAUCAUGUUGCAAGCAGUGCGAGUUGUUACACACUAGGAUUGAUUGUUACGGGCGUUAUACAAGCAAGCAGGCGUAUACUAAGAGGAGAACAAGGGUAUCGGAAGCGGAUGCUGGGAUGUUUGUGCGGCUUAAGUACAUUCUCCUCUUACCGCGACGAUUGAUGCAUCUCAAGAUGUAUGAAUAUUAUACGACAGGCUGUACGAAUACUAUGCGAGGAAAGGGACAGGAACAUUCCAAGGAGGCUUCGGGAGUCGACGGGUUACCAAUUCCAAUUCCUCGCGAAGUUAACAAAAUACAUACUAAUUAAUCUAUACAAGAACGAACAUAAGCAUAUCCCGGGCGGGCUUUGAUGACUUUUUUUUUUUAUACUAUGGUUUUUAUGUAAUUAUUACCUACAGUAAAGCAGCUCGUGGGAUUUAGAGUAUUCUCAUAGCUACGUCGGAAUGCGUGUAAGAUGCUGUCAACGAUCACCGGAUAGUCGCCAUUCCUACCUGUCGUGCUUGU
Annulohypoxylon truncatum is the source of this 3880-nucleotide messenger RNA. Its product is annotated as PXA domain-containing protein. The transcript has 2 exons. Gene Ontology annotation, cellular component: intracellular membrane-bounded organelle. Gene Ontology annotation, molecular function: phosphatidylinositol binding. The record is from RefSeq and is a predicted model, not a curated record. Lineage: Eukaryota; Fungi; Ascomycota; Sordariomycetes; Xylariales; Hypoxylaceae. The coding region runs from base 179 to 3412 and encodes 1077 amino acids.